AAGAAUUAGAACGUAACCCUCCCUCUCUCGGAGAAGGGGGAAAUCUGUGAAAUCGCUCCUCAUGAUCUUACCCUCUGCCUGCUGCUAUCAUGACUUGUGGAGACCAUAUGGUCAUACUCGAGGGAAUUGGUGAUGGAGGUGGUAAAGCUAUCCAUUAGUCAAUGCUGGGUUCGGCUGGAGAGUAAGAACGGCACAUGCACGGGGGACAGUCAACAGAGCUUUACGACGAUGAACGGGCUCGAAUGAUAACAAGGAUAACAAGCAGGUGGACCCCGUCGGAUGCGUCACUAGGAAACAUGAGUUGUGUGCAGAAGGCCAGGAUUCAGUUCUUCGAGUCACUAAGAAGCCUGCCUUCGGUCGCAAUGGUAGCGAUAAUGUACACAUGUUCACGUAACGUUGAGAAUGGGCUCCCUGUUGAGCCGGCACACGUGCUAGAUUUGAGAUUUCUGAACAUUUAUUACCAUUAUCUUUUCCUCCGUAGUACAACUUCUGGCUCAAGCGUUGGGAACCAAAUUUCCAUCAUUUCUUGUAACCAAAGCGCCAGGUCCCACGCCACACUUCAACUAAAUUUCUCACUCGAUGCAGUCAGGCGUCUCGUACGUCAUACACCAAAUUGACCUGAUCUGACCUCCUUAGCCGCACCGUCAAGUGAAGAAAGUACAGCUGAAUUUGGG
Messenger RNA from Marchantia polymorpha subsp. ruderalis, 674 nucleotides. The record is from the annotation of a GenBank genome assembly. Lineage: Eukaryota; Viridiplantae; Streptophyta; Marchantiopsida; Marchantiales; Marchantiaceae.